Molecule: messenger RNA, 4267 nt
Organism: Osmia lignaria (orchard mason bee)
Lineage: Eukaryota; Metazoa; Arthropoda; Insecta; Hymenoptera; Megachilidae
Gene: Gr10
Product: gustatory receptor 10
Biological process (GO): G protein-coupled receptor signaling pathway
Cellular component (GO): plasma membrane
Molecular function (GO): neuropeptide Y receptor activity
Source: RefSeq, a predicted model, not a curated record
GCUUCCGAAACUUCUCGCGCUUAUCAUCCGCGGCGGGAAAUCGAUUCGACCGUGAGUUUCGAUCAAGAUUAAUCGAGGGAUAAUCGAAUUGGAAAGCCGGCAAGACUGAAAUUAGAUCAAGUAUAAUGAAAAGAGGAGAUUUAAAGUUUGUUCAAAAUUGUGGCGAGUGCUUAGCCUUAGAACAACUGACGUUGAAGUUAAAAAUAAAUAGAGGAUGGAAAAUAAAUUAGCCCAGGUAUAUCCCGACCGAGGCACUCGAAGAAUUCUUUUCUGAUUUCAAAUCUUGAACAGUGAUGAAAACUUCUCACAGGUUUCUGUGAAUACCACGGAAGAGCUUGGAAAAAAAAAAAAAAUACAGCAAAAGGGAUGACGCAACGUGGAUGAAAAAAGAAAAUCAAAAUAGGGAAAGAACAUCAGGAAAUCUCCUCCCACUUCGUUAACGCGAAGUUGAUUCGAUCGAUGACUGUUCGAUGGUUAUCAACUACUCUCUUGAUUCAAGAUUUCGCGAAUUCAAUUAGCCUGAAACGAUUAAAGCGAAGCGUCGAUAAUCUCGUUGGGUCUGCCUGAUUGAUAAGCCAGUAAUGGGAUCGAUCGAUGGGAAUAUUUUAGGGGAAAUGUCAACGAUAAAUUGGACAGUGUCGUUUACAGUCGCCUCCGAUCUGUCCAUAUCGAAAAUUAACGACGGAAGUGUUUUCAAAUUGACUUAAUAAACGUUUGGGUAUCUUUCGGUGAUGCCGCGCGACGAUUAACGAUCUGUAAUUAAGAAGAUCGAUCAUUUCUAAGUGAGGAAAACUUAGGCAUCCCUUGUUAAGAUAAAUUUCGUGGUUAAUUAAAAAUUAUACACCCUUCCGUUUGAUCCACGAAAUAACCGGAAGCUGAUGUUUUCUAUUCAACGAUCGAAGGACUGAUGAAAAGUAGGAUAAAGGAGGGCAUAAAGAAGAAAAAUCACCGAAAGUCGACUAAUAUUGUCAAAGGAAGGUAUAACGUUUUAUGAAACGAGUGUAGAAGACGUCUGAGAGAAUGGUAUCGACAACAUCCUUGUCGAGCUUUAACAACUCGUACAACGGAACGACGUUUCUGAACGAAACCUUCAAGAUGGAUAUCACUGGAGAUAUACUUUGGUACUUUUACGACAAAUUCCACAGCGAGACCAAUUACUUGUUGAUCAUCUUGUACGUACCUGUGAUAGCACUCGCAGUCACGGCCAAUACCCUCGUCAUCGCGGUGGUGUUCAAGUACCAUUACAUGCGCAGUGUCACUAAUUACUUCGUGGUCAACCUGUCGGUGGCGGAUCUACUGGUUACCACUAUUUGCAUGCCAGUGGCUGUCAGUCAAGCAAUUUCCAUAGUAUGGAUCCAUGGGGAAGUUAUGUGCAAGCUAUCGUCCUAUCUUCAGGGUGUUGCCGUGGCGGCCUCGGUUUUCACGAUCACAGCGAUGAGCAUCGAUAGAUACCUGGCGAUAAGAAGUCCUAUGGCGUUUCGUCGUGUAUUUAAUCGUAAGAGCACGAUCUUCGUUAUCGUGGCUCUUUGGCUGGUGGCGUUAAUUAUAUUUGCUCCCGUUUUAAGGGCGAUGACCCUCCAGAGCCCGGGCAUGGAACUUAGCAACAUUACUUUCUACGGAUCGUGGACAAUGUCGAGGAAUUUUACCGAGGAUAUCUCUCGCGUGUCACAACGGCCACCUGCGUUCUACAUUUGUUCGGAGGACUUCAAGCCUCUUGGUAUUAGAGCACAUCUUUUCGGCGCCGUCUGUUUCGUCUUGGUUUAUGCCAUUCCCGGUUUCGUCGUGAUACUCUCUUACUCGAUGAUGGGUCGAACGCUCUGCUCCAGGAAACCGCCCUUCGAUUGCGACAGCGUCGAAGGAAGUGCCAGCUCGCAACAGAGUUUCAGGCUGGUACGGGAGCGACGUCGAAUUGCCUGGAUAUUGCUCCUACUGGCGGUGCUUUUCGCUCUCUGCUGGCUGCCGUACAAUGUUUUAAUGCUGUUAAUCGAUCUCGGAGCAAUCGGAGAAGGAACGGUUACGACCAAUGCUCUAUCCUAUUGCCUGUUUCUGGGACACGCGAACAGCGCCUUGAAUCCUAUUGUCUACUGCUUCAUGACUCGGAAUUUUCGACGAAGCGUGGUGGAGAUUGUUUGUCGCGGUUCCCGUGGCUUGGCACGUAGAAGACCUCGUCGAAGAAGUGUUCAAGGAACGGGGGUGAUCGAUGACGUCUGCGCAGGGUGCAGCGCUGGUGGCACCGUGAGACGAGGAUUGCUACGAAAACGAAGAAUGUUACCCGGAUGCGGAUGCGGGCUACCGAUCGGUGCUCAUCACUCCGUGUUGGCGGUGAAACGAACAGCCACGACGAGCAGCGGAUACGACAGCUUCUACAGCAGACACAGCCCUCACAGACGUUGCUAUAUGCUGCGAAGCCUUCGAGGGAGACCGCAAACACCGACGGGCCAGGCGCAGAACUCGAACAAACGACAGGAAACCUGCUGCGAGAAGAACGUGACUAUUAGUCAACCACGUGUUAAUACCCUCGUUACUACAGACGAACAACGUUGCACUUAAAUACCAUCGAUUACUUAACCAGUGAUCCAACAGUUGUAGACGUUGAGGAAUUUUGGAGUGUUGAUAGUAAUCGAUGAAAAGAUGAAUGGAGAAACGAGUCUCGGGGCAAACGUGAAUAAAUUUUAUCCUAAUCGAAGUAUUUUUUCAUUAUUUAUUCUUGCGACGAAGCAGGGAAACUUUGAUUGAUUGACUUUGAGAUAUUGAAAAUUUGAUACGAAAUUAUUGCAGAAUUGCUGAACGGAACGAGGGAUUUUUUGGUACAAAUAUCGUGUCAUUUUUGGUAGUUCUUUUACGAGAAACUGCGCUACAUGAAUGAUGAACGAAAGAAGAAAGGCACGGGUUGUUGUUAACGAUGUACAGAACGGAGGGGUAAGUUUGUUAAGAGACAAGCAGGGCUACCGUUUCAAAGGAGAGUGUUGACACAGCGAGGAGCACUUAUACUCCAACGACACUGUUUACCGCGUGUCUUUCGCACUCAGUUCCUUCUAACUUCCCUUCGAAAUAAUUCCUGGUAUUAAAACUGAUAAAAAAAAAAAUAUUGCAAAAGGGAUGCAACUGCAACGAGACUGAACGAACGUCAAUCGUUUGCAAAUAUUUGCUCUACUUCGGUAAACCUGUUCGCUCUCAUUUGACGUCGAGCAAUUCAAUUAAAUUCGAUUAAAUUUGAAUUGAAAUAGUCUCGAUAAAAAUAUUUUCCCAGUCAGUUCAGGAAUCAAAGAUAUCAACCAAAGUUUUAAUUGAUUUUUGAAACGGAAGAAAUGGUUGGAUUCAUUUUUUUUUCCUUGAAACCUGACAGAUCUAAGAAACUUUUCUGAAUGGAAGUUGAUCAAAUUGAGAAGGGUGUGUUAAAGCGACAAGGGCGAGCCUUGGUACUCCGAUACUCCCUUGAAUAUUUGCCGACCCUCGAAAUAGAUUGCGCACGAUACGCUGGGAACAGAAAAGUAUCGGGGUAUAUUUAUAAAAAGCGCUUUAUAUCGAUCCAUGUUAUUUCGCUAAGAAGCUCGUUGAGAAGGAUGAUAAGAUUCGUGACAAUUUAGAGGAAGCUUGAUAACCAGGCUUAAAAUGCGUGCAAAGAGUCUGAAACUUUCUUGGAACUUCGCAUAGUUACGUACUUACGGAAAUCUUGUCACGAAAAUAGUUGAAAUACCCGUCUGAAACGCAGCGAGGAAAAAAGGAUGACAUCGACGAGGAAGAAAUCGUUUCACGGAAUGGAAAAAUGAAAAUAGGGUUGGCCCCGCAGAGGAUGAACUCUCGUCGCUGCAGCAGGCAAUCUCUUUACGAUUCUUUUUGAUCGCGAACCGACAGGAAAACGAACGGCCGAUACUGCUUUGGUAAAAAUUUAUUCCACGACGACAAGGUAAUACAUACGAAUUGGACGGACCACCUAGCCGCGUAAAAGUAUCACAAAAAAAGUAUAUUACAAAGAAAUUUAUACGCUACGUUUGUCGACGAGUAGUGUACAAUUAAAGAAAUUGCAACUUUGCCUAUCGCUAAGGACAGAUGGUUCCUCUUAUCGUACGAAAAUGAUAACGCACCGCUCGUUGGCCCCCGUGUAUCGAUUGCCUUCGUUUCACCAUAUUUCUUAUCAAUUUCAACUUCUCUUCGAUACAAUUUCCAUCGCGUUAUUCAGAGGAACACGAAGUUACAGAGAGCGAGUUUUACGAAUCUUCAUCUGGCAUUAUCUGUUUUUUGUUGUUUUUUUUUGUUUAUUCUUAUC